This is a messenger RNA of Daldinia decipiens, 1347 nucleotides long. Its product is annotated as Metallo-dependent phosphatase. Bases 93 to 1070 code for a protein of 325 amino acids. The transcript has 3 exons. Gene Ontology annotation, molecular function: hydrolase activity. The record is from RefSeq and is a predicted model, not a curated record. NCBI's taxonomy places the organism in Eukaryota, Fungi, Ascomycota, Sordariomycetes, Xylariales, Hypoxylaceae.
AAAUAUUCUUAGUGAGCUUAACGACUACCUAUUAGGCCCGCUCUCUAAGUCGUAGGGCAGCAAAUAGGGCAGCAAACAGAAAUAUCAUCGCCAUGGGACUGCUUGUUCGACUGGGCCUACGCCGUCCCAUUAUCUGGGAGAGUCCGACGAUACUAGAUUGGCUACUGGAGGCGCCUCUUCAGGGGCUCAUAUUCUAUAUAUACCACAUAAUCUUAUGGCUACGCAGUAACGGAACUAGACCACCACGGGGAAAGCAUCCCAUUAAGAUUGUAUGCUUAUCGGAUACCCAUGAGUCUAUCGUUCAAAACGUUCCUAAUGGCGACCUAUUAAUCCACUGUGGCGACCUGGUGAAUGACGGUAAAGCCGCCUCUAUUCAAAAACAGAUCGACUGGCUGGCCUCUUUACCGCACCCACACAAGAUUGUUAUCUGUGGUAACCACGAUAGUUGGUUCGAUAUUAGCUCUAGGACGGAGGAAGACAAGCUCCACGGCAAUUCUGUUGAUAUGAAAACGAUACAUUAUCUUGAGCAUAGAUCUGUCACCCUUGACUUUCAGGAUGGACGGAAAUUGAAUAUCUAUGGUGCCCCUGACAUCCCUCAGUGCGGUGGGCCUGAUAAUGCAUUCCAAUACACAUCGUACCAGAAUCCGUGGGAAGAUGUCGUACCCAUAGAUACAGAUAUUCUUGUAACGCAUACUCCACCAAAACACCAUCUGGAUCUAUCUCUUGGUUGUCCUCACCUGCUUCGAGAGAUAUGGAGGAAGAAGCCCAAAGUGCACAUGUUUGGCCAUGUCCACUGUGGUCGGGGGUUGCAGCACGUGUUCUGGGAUGAGUGUCAAAAGCAGUACGAGAGAGCCAUGUCUCGUCCGAAGCCAGGAUUAUUUUACAACAUACUUGACUACCGGGCCUGGCUGGAUGUAUACAGGGUGCUGUAUUACGGCGUCACCAGCAUUUUAUGGCACUGGCUAUUCCUCGGCGGAAUCGCAAACCGGAGCAUCCUGAUCAAUGCUGGCAUGCAGAAUGGGACUUCGGGGAAAUUGACUAAAAAGGCCCCUAUAACGAUCACAAUUUGAGAUCAUAGUAAAGCUGCGCGAAGACCUAUCGGCAAGGAAUAGCACAGAAGUGGUAAUUAAACCCCUAUCCUAAGUUGGCAAGCGGGUUUAUACCACAAAGGCUUGAUGCCGCCAUAACCGAGUCUAGGGUAGAUCACUAGGUUAGUUAUUGGCUUAAUAACGGAAUACUGUGCCUGUUUAGAUAUAGGUUGAAAAGUCGAAAGCGACAUUUUUGAAUACCGAAAUAGAGGACGAAGAGGAUAUCAUAUUUGAUGGUUUAAUAAAAGGUGUUCUUUGG